AUGCCUGGAAUACUGCCCAUGAAAGUGAUCAAGGUGGGAUCAAACUCACAGAGUCGAAUCGCACAGGCCUGUGAUCGCUGUCGCAGCAAGAAGAUUCGCUGUGACGGGAUCCGGCCAUGUUGUUCCCAAUGCGCAAAUGUCGGCUUCGAAUGCAAGACCAGCGACAAGCUUAGCCGACGAGCUUUCCCAAGAGGAUAUACCGAGUCGUUGGAAGAGCGAGUGCGCUCGUUGGAAGCCGAGGUUCGAGAGUUGAAGGAUUUGUUGGAUGAGAAGGAUGAGAAGAUUGACAUGCUGUCCAAGAUGCAUUCGAACCGACGGCCAUCCAUGUCAUCCGCUCCGCCGUCCGUUGAAAGCCGGAAGGAAAUGUUAGCAACCCCGCCAAAAGAAGACAUAUUUCGUGUUCAAGCGUCGCCGUUGUUACUUGGAGUCGAAAACUCCGAUUCAUAUUUUAUGGGCGCGUCGAGUGGUAGAGCGUUCAUCGAUGCUUUCAAGCGCAGGAUUCAGGAGAGUGGCAAAUCACUCGUGGGCCUCAACACAGAUGCUUUCCUGAACAUUCAAGGAGACUCGACGCCGGUCUCUCAAAGCAGCGGUUCCAGGACUCCCAAUGCUCCUCCACGCAUGUUUUCCGAUCGAUGUGUAAAUGUCUUCUUCCAGGAAUGGGCACCCCUUUUCCCUGUUCUCCACAAACCUACAUUCCUUCGUUUGUAUGAGGAGUAUAUGACGAACCCAGAAGAUGUUACCGAUCCACACAAGUUGGCUCAACUCCACCUAGUCUUCAGCAUUGCGGGAAUUUCCAGCGAUAUCCCCGAUAAGGAGAACGUCGCACUUUGCGAAAGUCAGUGGCGCCAAUGUCUCGAGUCGAUUCUUAUGGAUAACACGCUAGCGACACUCCAAUGUCUUAUUCUUGCCCUCAUAUAUUGCAUCGCUAAAGCCGAUUAUACUCGUCUCCAACACUACAAGGGUAUCGCUGUUGGUCUUUCACAUCGACUUGGAUUACAUCAAAAUCAAAAGCGAUUUUCAUUUGGCGCUUUGACCAUCGAAACUCGCAAGAAGGUGUUUUGGACUUUAUAUACCGUUGACUGUUUCUCUGCUGCUUUGUUAGGUCUACCCAAGCUCCUCAAGGAAACAGAUAUCCAUGCAGAGUACCCAUCCGACACCGACGACGAGUACGUAACUGAAAAGGGAUUUCAACCAACACUGCCUGGCGAAUUUACCAAAAUUUCGAGUGCUUUGGCUCUCUUCCGAGUUUCUCGUAUCUUAUCAAAGGUUUUGGACCAGAACUAUCCUGCCGCUGCGACACAUGACCUCUCUCUUCAGUCUCUUCUGGCUCUUGAAGGGGAGCUGACUGAGUGGUCCGAUAAGCUACCCAGCCACUUGAAACUUACUUUCGCUCAAGACAAGCCAUCAACUGAUGUCACCGGAAGCCGUUCUGCGUUAUUGUCUCUUGCCUAUUACUACAUUCGAAGUCUGAUACAACGCCCUGCUGUUGGCUCUACUCUUGGGACCAAGUCAUCACCAUCAGUUAUAUCUCUCGCCGAAUCAAGCAAACACAUCAUCCAGAUUGUGCAACUCCUCGAGGAGAGAGGCAUGUCUUUCUCGUUCUGUGUGAACAAGAACGAGAUGCUCACCCUUUGUGGAUUAAGUCUCCUAUACCAAGGGCUGGACCUCAAGCAAACAGGGAAGCUGAUGCAAGACAGUCAGCGCCUGGUAACAGUCGUCAACAAGCUACUCGAGAAGGCCGAAGCUCCUGGUGCUGCUGAUUUCAAGAAACUCAGCUCCUCGUUGUUCAAAGUUGACACCCAAAAGAAAAGCCCAGCUGGCCGAAGUCCCAGCGUUAUGAAUGCACCGACAAGCUCCAAGUCCUCCCCCACCGCCACUAAACACCAAAUUCGCCCCCAUAUCUACCGACUUGGCAGUGCAAGCAUAAGCGAAAGUGACCUACUAUCACAGCAAGAGAAACUCAGACGAGCUACUGUACCCAACAUCAACAUCAGCAUGCGCCAAGAGUACACUCCACAUGGACGAAGCUCCUUAGACUCAAUUCGUUCCGAAUCUCCCAUGUCCAAACACGACUACCGAAACUCGGCUACUCAUGUAUCGACGACCUUGAAACCUCGCUUGCUGAAGAACGAUAGACCACCUAAUCUGGACUACCUUUCCCUCUCCAAUACUCCAGUAGCCUCGCAACCACAGUCCCCCGUUCAAUCUCGCGCACAACCACCUGCUUUGAAAGCACACACUCCGAUAUUCCCCAAUAAUAGUUACUCGACGGCAAAGUCAUCUGGCGUCUCAGUGUCAGAAUGGGAGGCUCUUCUCGGAUCACUAGACGGCGGACAAACGAACCUCUACGAUGCAAUAUAUGGUGGCCCAGCUCUCUCACUUGCCGAUACCCACUCUUCAAAUUACGGCGAUUGGUCUCCAGACUCUCAAUGGGACAUGACCUCUCUGACAAUGAACGAUUUCGGAAGUGCACCAGGUGCAGCAAGGAGCGUACUGAGUUUUAGCGAAGAAAGCCUAAGUUCUGGUGAGGAUCUAUCGACUAGUGAAUUGGGACUGGGAGGAAGGCAGGACUACGGACAUGCUAUGAUGGGAUCUGGGACUGUGGGAGAUGGAUAUCUGCUUGAGGGGUUGGAUGCUACUUUUGGAUUAUGA
Molecule: messenger RNA, 2652 nt
Organism: Cadophora gregata
Lineage: Eukaryota; Fungi; Ascomycota; Leotiomycetes; Helotiales; Ploettnerulaceae
Exons: 4
Coding region: 1-2652 (883 amino acids)
Biological process (GO): regulation of DNA-templated transcription; DNA-templated transcription
Molecular function (GO): DNA binding; zinc ion binding; DNA-binding transcription factor activity, RNA polymerase II-specific
Source: RefSeq, a predicted model, not a curated record